AUGAUGAAUCCUAGUAGUGGUGGAAACCAAAACCCCGUUGUGGAUAAUCCUAAUCGUGUAGUACGUCUCAUGUACUAUGAAAAAUCAGAGCCUGAUCAUGAUUUAGUAAAGAAGUUCAUUGAUUCAAAAACUUCGGAAGAACAGUUUGGUGUGGUGAGAAGUCUCUUAGAUGCCAAUGUUGAGGCCGUGGACAAUAACCUGUUGAGAUUUUUGGCAAUAGUCUUUGUGGAAGCCGAAAUAAAACAUCCAAUUAAAUCUUUUAUAAUAAGGUCCAUCACAAAAUCUCAAACUCUCCAAGACCCAUUUUCUGAAAAAUUGGCAAUAGUUUUAAGUUAUAUCAUUACACAGGAGUACAGAGAGUUUCAAGAAUAUUACGAUGCCACAUUUGAUAUUGAGGGCUGCAUAGCCAACUUCCCUGCUGGCCGAAGGGCCUUCAAAAUGAUCGAUUUGGAUCUAGCAAAAUUUCUCAAACGCAGUCUGAGAUGUUGUGUCAAUACACUCCGUGAAAGAAAUUUGGCACCAACACAGAAAAAUGAGUUAUUUGAAGUAACCCAGCGUACCCUGAGGCUAGCUUUUCACAUAAUGCAGCAUGUAAGGCCCGGCUACAUGGAUUCAUUGUUUGAGGAAUUACGCAGGGAUAUAAAAUAUCUCCUCUUUCACCAAGAGACACCGAUGGAUACCAAAAAUGUGGGCGGUUUACUAAUUUAUAGUAUGCAUAUUUUGGAAAAUGGUGAAGAUGCGUGGUUACAAAUACUGUACCCGCCCCAAGGCGACGACUACCUAAGCGACGUGCUGGAGAAUGAGUCGGCUCGGCUGGCGCUCCUCACGGCUGCCAUCAUCCUGACCAACACCGAGCGGCUGCUGGCGCCGGCCGACGACGAGGAGCCCAUACUGACGCUCGCCGAAAGAGUCAUUGCUAUUGGGGAAAAGGGCUCCUCCGAGUGCAUCAUCGUGCUAGGCGUGGCGCGCGCCGUGGAGAUGACCAGCAAGAAGCUGGACAAGAUCACCGAGCCGCAGCUCGGCCUCGAGCUCGUGGAUAUCCUGCUGGGCUUCACGCGCGCGCACCUCACGCACUACAUGGACAGCGUGCGCCAUCUGUCCGUCAAGUCGCUGGCCUCUAUGGUCGGCUACUGCACGCGGCUGGAGCGCGAGGGCAACAUCGUGGCGUUGGACAAGCUGUUCUGCUCGGUGUCGAACUUCAACAAGGCGAGCAAGAGCCAUUACGUCAUCCUGUCGUCGCUGGCGCAGGGGCUGGGCACGGCGCGUCUGCUGGCACGCAUGCCCGACGUCAUCCGUGACGUCAUCGGCGCGCUCACCGUCAAGGACGUGCAGUCCAGCGCCACCGUGACGCUAGAAACGCUGCUGAAGUACCACGUGUCUGGGGACGUCUCUACCGACGAGCUGUACGACGAGUGGGUGUCGCCGGCGCUCGAACACGCGGCCUACGCGCGGACCCACUCCGCCGCGCUGUCCGCGCUCGAAGCGCUGCUGGCCAAGCUGCUCCGCCUUCACGAGCCCAUCGUCGAGCGGCUGGUCGCGUCCACUGAAGUUCUGUACGAAGAAUGGGCGGCGCCUGCGCUCGAGCACGCGGCCUACGCGCGGACCCACUCCGCCGCGCUGUCCGCGCUCGAAGCGCUGCUGGCCAAGCUGCUCCGCCUUCACGAGCCCAUCGUCGAGCGGCUGUGA
Molecule: messenger RNA, 1686 nt
Organism: Ostrinia nubilalis (European corn borer)
Lineage: Eukaryota; Metazoa; Arthropoda; Insecta; Lepidoptera; Crambidae
Exons: 9
Coding region: 1-1686 (561 amino acids)
Source: RefSeq, a predicted model, not a curated record